Molecule: messenger RNA, 4647 nt
Organism: Emys orbicularis (European pond turtle)
Lineage: Eukaryota; Metazoa; Chordata; Testudines; Emydidae
Gene: MYO3B
Product: myosin IIIB
Exons: 40
Coding region: 1-4647 (1548 amino acids)
Biological process (GO): positive regulation of filopodium assembly; sensory perception of sound; peptidyl-serine phosphorylation
Cellular component (GO): myosin complex; stereocilium tip; photoreceptor inner segment
Molecular function (GO): microfilament motor activity; protein serine/threonine kinase activity; protein binding
Source: RefSeq, a predicted model, not a curated record
AUGGAUCACAGUAAUGAAAGGAAGGGCAAGGCUAAGGCAUCCCUUACAGCUGAAGGCAAGAAGCUUAUUUCUCAUGCACUUGAGGAAGCGGAGCCAGCAAAAGGGACUCAGAAUGGGGGCUGGAGGAUCAAAGUGACAAACAAGUUUAUUGCUCGGAAGAGAAAAUACCUCUUGCCUAGUGCAGCAUAUGGUCAACAAGAACCAUGGCAGCUGUUGGGCUGGGUGGCCUGUCACUGUGAAAUAGCUGGAGAAAUGCCAAAGGUCUCAAAUGUCUCGAAGGCUGUCAAGUUUUUGCUUUUUCAUGUUGUUGCAGCAUCUGAGAAUGCAGCAAGCCUUGAAGCAACCCGAAUUGGGACGCCACUAUAUGGAUUAUUUCAAUAUAAUCCCAAUAUGAUUGGACUCGCAUCAUUAGCUGAUCCUUCAGAUACCUGGGAGAUUAUAGAGACCAUUGGAAAAGGCACUUAUGGUAAAGUCUAUAAGGUUGCCAAUAAGAAAGACGGGAGUCUGGCCGCAGUAAAAAUUCUGGAUCCUAUCAGUGAUGUGGAUGAGGAAAUUGAAGCAGAAUAUAAUAUUUUACAGUUUCUUCCCAAUCAUCCCAAUGUUGUUAAGUUUUAUGGAAUGUUUUACAAAGCGGAUCAAUACGUGGGAGGACAGCUCUGGCUAGUUCUUGAGCUGUGUAAUGGAGGUUCUGUCACAGAUCUUGUCAAAGGCCUGCUGAAGUGUGGCCAACGGUUGGAUGAAGCUAUAAUCUCAUACAUCUUAUAUGGUGCUCUCUUGGGCCUUCAACAUUUACACAAUAACCGAAUCAUCCAUCGUGACGUCAAAGGGAACAACAUUCUUCUGACAACAGAAGGAGGAGUCAAGCUUGUUGACUUUGGUGUUUCAGCCCAGCUCACCAGCACCCGGCUACGCAGAAACACUUCGGUGGGAACGCCCUUUUGGAUGGCACCCGAGGUCAUUGCUUGUGAACAACAGUAUGACUACUCUUAUGAUGCUCGGUGUGACGUAUGGUCCCUUGGGAUCACAGCUAUUGAAUUGGGUGAUGGAGACCCACCUUUAUUUGACAUGCAUCCUGUGAAAACGCUUUUUAAGAUUCCAAGAAAUCCUCCUCCUACUUUGCUACAUCCAGAAAAAUGGUGCAGAGGAUUCAACCACUUCAUUUCACAGUGUCUUAUUAAGGAUUUUGAAAAGCGUCCUUCAGUCACCCACCUUUUAGAGCAUCCAUUUAUUAGACAAGCCCAUGGUAAGGAUAUGUCUCUGCAAAAACAGUUGGCUGAUCUCAUCCAAGCACAAGAACAGUUAGGCUUUGUAGCCAAAAUAAGGUAUGAGCGAAUACACACUAGAAGACCUUAUCGCGUGGAUGCGGCUGACAAAUACUCUCUAGAUGAUGAUCUAGUAAACCUAGAGGUUCUAGAUGAGGAUACAAUUAUCCAUCAACUUCAGAAGCGUUAUGCUGAUCUACAAAUUUAUACUUAUGUUGGAGACAUUUUAAUAGCCUUAAACCCCUUCCAGAAUCUCAGCAUAUAUUCUCCACAGUUUUCCAAGCUUUACCAUGGUGUGAAGCGGUCAUCAAAUCCCCCCCACAUAUUUGCCUCUGCCGAUGCUGCUUACCAGGGCAUGGUAACUUUCAGCAAGGAUCAGUGCAUUAUCAUCAGUGGAGAAAGUGGUGCUGGAAAGACUGAAAGCGCCCAUCUGAUUGUCCAGCAUUUGACCUUCCUGGGAAAGGCCAAUAACCGCGCUUUGCGUGAGAAGAUUCUUCAAGUGAACCCUCUGGUUGAAGCAUUUGGGAAUGCCUGCACUGCUAUCAAUGACAACUCAAGUCGUUUUGGAAAAUACUUGGAAAUGAUGUUUACACCAACAGGAGCUGUAAUGGGGGCAAAAAUUUCUGAAUAUCUACUUGAAAAAUCCAGAGUCAUAAAGCAGGCUGUAGGAGAAAAAAACUUCCAUAUAUUUUACUAUAUUUAUGCUGGUCUUUUUCAUCAGAAGAAACUUUCUGAGUAUAGACUUCCUGAAAAAAAGCCUCCUAGGUAUAUAGAUAAUGAAACUGGAAGAGUAAUGCAAGAUAUUAUUACUAAAGACUCAUAUGGAAGACAAUUUGAAGCAAUUCAACAUUGCUUUAGGAUCAUAGGAUUCACUGAUGAGGAAGUGCAUUCAGUUUACAAAAUUCUGGCUGGAAUCUUGAAUACAGGAAACAUUGAGUUUGCUGCCAUUUCCUCACAACACCAAACUGAUAAAAGUGAAGUUCCCAAUGCAGAGGCCUUAGAUAAUGCUGCUGCCCUGCUCAGUAUUGGAUCAGAAGAGCUCCAGGAAGCUCUAACCUCUCACUGUGUUGUAACACGAGGAGAGACUAUUAUCCGAACAAACACUGUGGACAAAGCCGCUGAUGUGCGAGAUGCCAUGUCUAAAGCACUUUAUGGUCGACUCUUCAGCUGGAUUGUAAAUCGUAUUAAUACACUGCUGCAGCCAGAUAAAAAUAUAUGCAAUGCUGAAAGCCGGAUGAAUGUUGGGAUACUGGAUAUCUUUGGAUUUGAGAACUUCACAAGAAAUUCCUUUGAACAGCUAUGCAUAAACAUUGCUAAUGAACAAAUCCAGUUUUAUUUCAAUCAGCACAUCUUUGCACUUGAACAGAUGGAAUAUCAGAAUGAGGGCAUUGAUGCUACUACAGUGGAGUAUGAGGACAAUCGUCCACUUCUAGAUAUGUUCCUUCAGAAACCAAUGGGAGUACUUUCUCUACUUGACGAAGAAAGUCGAUUUCCCCAGGCGACAGACCUGACUUUAGUUGAUAAGUUUGAAGAUAAUUUAAGAUGCAAAUACUUUUGGAGGCCCAAACGAGUGGAGCUGUGUUUUGGCAUUCAGCACUAUGCUGGAAAGGUAUUAUAUGAUGCCUACGGUUUCCUUGAGAAGAACAGAGACACUCUUCCUGCUGAUAUAGUGGUGGUGCUGAGAACUUCAGAGAACAAACUUCUUCAGCAGCUGUUCUCUAGUCCAUUAACCAAAACAGGUAACUUGGCACAGGCAAGAGCCAGAGUGACAGCAGCAUCUAGGUCUUUGCCUCCACAGCUUAGUGCUGGGCGCAUCAAGAUUGACACAAUGGAGAUGAUGCGACAUCCAGAGGAAACAACCAACAUGAAGAGGCAAACCGUGGCUUCUUAUUUUAGGUAUUCUCUGAUGGAUCUUUUAUCCAAAAUGGUGGUUGGACAACCUCACUUUGUCCGCUGUAUUAAACCAAAUGAUGACCGAGAGGCAUUGAAAUUUUCCCAAGAAAGAGUUCUAGUACAGCUACGGUACACAGGAAUUCUAGAAACUAUCAAGAUACGUCAACAAGGUUAUUCUCACCGCAUCCUCUUUGAAGAGUUUGUGAAAAGGUAUUAUUACCUGGCUUUCAAGGCACAUCAGGCCCCUCUUGGUAGCAGAGAAAGCUGUAUUGCUAUUUUGGAGAAAUCGAAACUAGACAAUUGGGUUCUUGGGAAAACAAAGGUGUUUCUAAAGUAUUACCAUAUAGAACAGUUAAAUUUGUUCCUGCGAGAAGUUAUAGGCAGGGUGGUGGUAAUGCAGGCCUAUACCAAGGGGUGGCUUGGAGCUAGGAGAUAUAAGAGAAUCAAAGAGAGAAGAGAAAAUAGUGCUGUCGCCAUUCAGUCAGCCUGGAGAGGAUAUGAAGCUCGCAGGAAGUACAAGGAAAUAAGGAACAGAAGAACUGAUGCUGCUAUACAUAUUCAAGCAGGUAAUUCUUUCAGGGGAUACAUUGUUCGAAAAAAUUAUUCAAGAUUGAAAUGUAGCGAUGGUUACCCAGCUGAUACUGAGUCUGUGAACAACUGCUCCGCCCCCAGUUUUGGCUGUGAAGAACAUUGGCAGCAAACCAACAACCAGACUUCUCCUGCAGAGCCUGAUUUUCUUGACAAACAAAUGAAAAAGGAUUCAGAUGAGAUUCCCACAUCUCAGUUUCUUCUAAAGCAUUCACUGCAAAUGAAUGAUUCACAGCCUAUAAGCCAAUCCCUUGCACUUGCAAAUCAUCGAUUAUCAAGUUCCCUGGGAUCCCCUAAAAAACAAGGAUGUUUAAGUCAGAUUAACAGCUACACGGUACCUAGGCCUGCACAGAGACAUGGGGGUGGAGGGCAGGAUACGAAAAGAGCCUUUGUGUCUCUGUACAGGGGAUCACAGGCACAAUCCCAGUCUGUGUUCCUGAUCUGCAAGAACCAGGGGUGUCUAGCACAGGUUGCAGGAGCAGACACUCCUAAGGAAGCAGGGAGGAAGGAUGAAUACAGGGCUAUGGCCUCGCCAAUUGAACUGGGCUGGUGCAGCACAAACGUCUAUGGUACCCUUGAGGGCCUCCUGCUCUGGGGCUCUCCACAAGAGCCAGGUUCAGAAAACUGUCUUGAACAGAAGCUGAGAACACCUCGUCGACGAUGUCAGCAGCCCAAAAUGCUGAAUAGCCCUGAGGACAACAUGUACUAUAACCAGUUAAAUGGAACUCUAGAAUAUCAAGGGAGCAAGAGGAAGCCAAGAAAACUUGGCCAAAUCAAAGUGCUUGACGGGGAGGAUGAAUAUUACAAAUCAUUGUCAGCUGUCGAAUCUAUCAUUGAAGAUGACAACUCACUCAACUCCCCAUCUCCUCUUUCCUCAAGAGAAGUGUCUUUUGCUCAGAGCUGA